This is a messenger RNA of Dermatophagoides farinae (American house dust mite), 2084 nucleotides long. RefSeq lists its product as uncharacterized. NCBI's taxonomy places the organism in Eukaryota, Metazoa, Arthropoda, Arachnida, Sarcoptiformes, Pyroglyphidae. The record is from RefSeq and is a predicted model, not a curated record.
AUCAAAUUUUUCUUUUUGAAGAUUCAGAAUGUCAAUGAUUUGAUUUGAUUUGAUUUGAUUGUGAAAAAUGUAUCGUCAACAUUUCUUCACAACAUUCAUCUCAUCAAUAAUAAGACAAAGAUGUCCAACGCAAAUAAUAUGCCGUCAUUUUGCUAAUAAUCAAUUGGAAAUUUCGUCCAAAUUACAGACAAAGAUUGAAAAUCGAUUGAAAAAUUUAAUUGUCGAAGUAGAUCUUGGCCGCGGACCAGUACGUUCUAAUGAUGAUGUCGUGGAUAACGUUAAUGUCCUCGAAGAAACCAUAGUAAAAGCAUCGAAUAUUGAUCAGAUUCGUGAAUUGAUUCGUUAUAAUUAUCGACAAUUCGAUGCUAAUCAUAUUGCACAAUUAUUCGAAUCAAUUGAUAAUAUCGUUAAAUAUUCUACUGAUCCGGAUACCAUAAGAUUGGAUAUACUUGGUUCGAAAGAAUUUGAAAUUCUCGCUAAUCGUACAUUGAAAAUCGUUCGUCAUUUAGAAGCAUCCGAAGCAUUGAACACGUUGAUCGUUUUGAAUAAUCUUGGUGUAUCAAUCGAUACCGUAUUAAAUCAGGCAUUAAUGCAAAUGGUUCGUGCAUGGAUUAAUGAUUAUUCUAUUGAUGAUCUAUAUCGAUUGGUUCGAUUUCUGAAACAACGUGAAAGCUAUAAAAGUCGACAUAGUUUAAUGCAAGCAUUGCAUCUAGCAUUACCGUAUGCAUUGAAGCAUCGAAUCCAAUAUAAAGAAUUAGAUUUCUUUCAUGCUCGUACAUUGAUGAAAUCAGUAGAAAUGAUUGCCCAUUUUGGUAUCGAUAUUUUUGGUGAUAUAGAUUUGGUGGAAAAAUGUCUACAUUAUCUUUACAAACAAUUGGAUCGUUUAGGUCCACGAGAAUGGCUAAACAUUCUUUCAUUUAUAUACGCAAUGAAUAUUCCUGGUGAUGAAUCAUCAUCACUCAUCUCUAGAACUAUUCGUUUGAUGAUUGAUGGUUGUAUUGUUCGUAUCCGUAAUAGUAGUGAUAAAACAUUUGAAGAAUUGCCAUCACAUUUUUUCCUAAAUGUUUUGAUGAAAAUUGAUCGUUCUACACCGGUGUAUUAUGAUAAACACUUGUUUGAUUUAAUAGCUGAACAGGCAUCUAGUCGCCCGGAAAAAUUUGGCCUUAGAAAUCUGUACCUAUUGUCGUGGAAACUUGGUCAAUUCAAAUACAUCAAUCAUAGGAUGCUUAGGUUUUUCGUUGAACAAAUCGACAAUGGAACCAACUCAGAUUUAUUGUCCAGCAAUUCAUCCAUAUCACUAGUGAAUUUAUUUCAUUUAUUUGCACAAUCUUCAAAUUAUCACGAAGAAGUUCAUUCAGAUUUCACUCAACUUGCCAAUAAAAUUAUUGAAUCAGAUCGAUUUAUCGAGGAAACGGCACGAUCAAAAAUGAAUUAUUUCAAUUUUCUUCGAAGUUGUCUUAUUUUAAAGGCUCAAUUAGAUGAAGAUAUCAUUGUCGAAUGGUUUGGUAGUGAAUAUUUCAACAAAGCAUUGGAUAUCCUACAAAGUCAAUCGAAAAGGGUUAUAUUCCUUAAAACAAUGGCCAUAAUUUAUGAUGGUUUAUUCAUUCAGAAAAUCAUCAAAUUAAAUGAAAAAAAUUGUGAUUACAUCAAACGAAAAUUACAACCAUUCAUUGAUGAAUUUGUCGAUGCCAUACGAAAUGGUAUGGAAUAUCAACCAAGAUCAUUUGAAAAAGAACAGAUCAAAUCGAUUCUCGCGAGACAGUCAUUUUCAGGACAAAAAAUAUCUGAAGAAAUGAUUAAAAUAAAUCAGGUAACACAAACAGGAUCUAUAAUCGAUGUGGAAAUAUGCGGAAAAAAUCAAAAAAUUGCCAUAAUUUUAUUGAACCGUAAAAAUUAUCUACGUAAUCCAUCGAUCAUUGAUGGUGAAACAGAUUUUCAAAUCAAAUCAUUAUAUUGUCAAAAUUAUCGAUCUAUUGUAAUCGAACUAGAAAUGUAUAAACGUUUAACCGAAUUUGAAAGGGAAUUAUUUUUGCGAAAAGAAAUGGAAAAAAAUAUUUAAAAAAUACAACACUAUUUUAACCCAA